Messenger RNA from Camellia sinensis, 1337 nucleotides. RefSeq names its product replication factor C 2 (gene RFC2). The record is from RefSeq and is a predicted model, not a curated record. NCBI's taxonomy places the organism in Eukaryota, Viridiplantae, Streptophyta, Magnoliopsida, Ericales, Theaceae. Gene Ontology annotation, biological process: DNA-templated DNA replication; DNA repair. Gene Ontology annotation, molecular function: DNA binding; ATP binding; ATP hydrolysis activity. Gene Ontology annotation, cellular component: nucleus; DNA replication factor C complex.
UGUACAUCCACUGUCAUCCCAAUUGAUGAAUUCCCUCCAAAAUUGGGGAAAAGGGUUUAGGGAAGGUUUUCUUCAGAGUAAGCCAUCCAAAUCGAACUACUCUCACAAGCGUCUGCUCCAAAAAUGGCGUCUUCCUCUUCAUCAUCAUCGGGACAUGCGUACGAAAUUCCAUGGGUAGAGAAGUACAGACCCUCCAAAGUGUCCGACAUUGUUGGCAACGAAGACGCCGUCUCUCGGCUUCAAGUCAUCGCUCGCGACGGCAACAUGCCCAACCUCAUCUUAGCCGGUCCUCCUGGAACUGGUAAAACCACUAGUAUAUUAGCUCUUGCACAUGAGCUGUUGGGACCAAAUUGUAAGGAGGCUGUGUUAGAGCUAAAUGCAUCAGAUGACAGGGGAAUUGAUGUUGUCAGAAACAAAAUUAAGAUGUUUGCCCAAAAGAAAGUUACACUACCCCCUGGGAGACACAAAGUAAUCAUAUUGGAUGAAGCUGACAGCAUGACUUCUGGAGCACAACAAGCCUUGAGGCGGACGAUGGAAAUAUAUUCUAACUCCACCCGUUUUGCUCUUGCUUGCAAUAUUUCCUCUAAAAUUAUUGAGCCUAUCCAGAGUAGAUGUGCCCUUGUCCGAUUUGCAAGAUUAUCUGAUCAAGAAAUUCUUAGUCGUCUCAUGGUGGUGGUGGAAGCAGAAAAGGUUCCUUAUGUCCCAGAAGGCCUUGAAGCAAUCAUUUUCACUGCUGAUGGUGAUAUGAGGCAGGCAUUGAAUAACUUGCAAGCUACAUACAGUGGAUUCCGGUUUGUCAAUCAAGAAAAUGUUUUCAAGGUUUGUGACCAGCCUCAUCCAUUGCAUGUGAAGAAUAUGGUACGAAAUGUACUAGAAGGGAAAUUUGACGAUGCUUGUGCUGCUUUAAAGCAGCUCUAUGAUUUGGGCUACUCUCCCACUGACAUAAUCACAACCCUUUUUCGAAUUAUCAAGAACUUUGAUAUGGCUGAGUAUCUGAAAUUGGAGUUCAUGAAGGAAACUGGAUUUGCACAUAUGAGAAUCUGUGAUGGAGUUGGUUCAUAUCUUCAGCUUUGUGGGUUGCUGGCUAAGCUUGCACUAGUCCGGGAAACUGCUAAAGCUGCAUAAUGUAGACAGCAGCUAGAUUUUAAACUAGUAAUGAGUGAGGCAUUUUAAAGUUCAGUUUCGUUUAUAGGAUGACAUGUGUGGCUUCUAUGUUGAGCUUUUGUUUAGAGGAACCAGAAAGUAUUAUGUGGUUAAACUGUUUGUUUUGUACUUGAAUUAUAAGGGGGCUACAUGAACAAUUGGGAUAUUAAUGAAUCAAGCUUUUUAGUUUGAAA